AUGCGCGCCACGGCCUUUGCUUUGCUGACUGCCCUCAGUGCAUCGCUUGUCCAUGCUCAGGGAUAUAGUAAAGAGUGUUCUAAUAUCUAUCUCAAUGAAGGUUGGCUAGUUGCAACCUGCCCCACGGAUGGCGACAAUGGCAGCAUCACUAGCAGCGUCUAUCUGCCGAACAAGAUUGCCAACAUUAAUGCUGUGCUCGAGUGGACCGUCGAGUACCGGAGCUUACUGGAGCUCCUGCAAGGACUGCUCGCUCACCAACAGCGGGUCAACACUGCAAUGCUUGUGCAAAGGUUCACCAUCUCCGUACAAAAACACAACAUUAAAUCUAGGCAAGGUCCUCAAACAUACGUUGAUAUAUCCACUAAUAGCCUUGCAGAGGAACAUAUCGCCAACUAUGAAGGGCACCUCCUUUCCAACCUCACCGGGGCCGUCACUACUGUCCCAGCGGAUUCCUCGCACCCAGUGCCCUCGGACUUUGAGAUGGAGCUUGAGCUGUCAACAUUGAAUAAUUCAUGCGCCAAAUAUGGAGGAACCAUCACAUUGAACCGCCCAACAAGCUGCUACUAUCUCAACAUCGGAGUAGAGUACUCCUGGGCAUGCGGCAACUCGGUGAACAACCACGGCUGGGAGAUUGUAGGGUACUCCGAUAAAGAUUGCAAAAGUGCCCCGGUUGCGACCUUUACACAGGAAAACCAGGGCACCUGCUUGACAUUUUCGACAGGUGUCAAAGGCUUCUCGAUGACUCCACUGUGGAAUGCGGACUAG
Molecule: messenger RNA, 765 nt
Organism: Aspergillus udagawae
Lineage: Eukaryota; Fungi; Ascomycota; Eurotiomycetes; Eurotiales; Aspergillaceae
Exons: 3
Coding region: 1-765 (254 amino acids)
Source: RefSeq, a predicted model, not a curated record